Messenger RNA from Sitodiplosis mosellana (orange wheat blossom midge), 903 nucleotides. RefSeq lists its product as uncharacterized. The record is from RefSeq and is a predicted model, not a curated record. NCBI's taxonomy places the organism in Eukaryota, Metazoa, Arthropoda, Insecta, Diptera, Cecidomyiidae. The transcript has a single exon. Bases 1 to 903 code for a protein of 300 amino acids.
AUGUUUCUGGUGGCUAUGAACAAAACCGAAUACGAGGCAAAAAUGCAGCAACUUCUCGAUGAUAAAAUGACAUACAAAUGCCUAGGCAGACGAUCGCCUCUAGUUCGACUCGAAAAACGAGCGAAUGAAAUUAUCGAGACACUCAACGAAUGCGGUGACAUUGAUUGGAAGCAGAGAGCAAGGAUGAAAAAGAAUAACACACAAAUCUCGAGAAUUUAUGCUUUCCCCAAAUUGCAUAAACCGGGUCAUCCACUACGUCUCGUGAAUUCAACAACAAACAGCCCAGCUUCAGCUCUAUCAAUUUGGCUUGAUUCUUUUUUCCGUAACAUCAUUCAUGACAAAUACGAUGUAAAGAAUUCACAGCAGGUGAAAGAGAAAUUGAGGACGAUAACACUUGACGAAAAUGACAUCAUCGUAUCGCUGGAUAUCGUUUCACUUUUCCCGAGUAUACCGAUCCGGCAAACCAUCGAUUUGAUAAUGAAAAAAUGGAGAAAGUUGUACAGAAAAACGGCUAUGUCGAAAAAGAUCUUCGUUGAAUUGCUUGAAUUCGUACUGCUUGAAGCAGCUGUCUUUGCCUACGGUGACAUGUAUUACCAGCAAAUCGACGGAACAGAGAUCAUCGACCAAGUGCUUGACACCCUCGAUUGGACACCAAAAAUGCUAAUGAAAUAUGUCGAUGACAUUUUUGUAAUAAUUCCUCGCAACAAACUUGACGAAUUUGUGAGUAAAUUGAACGCUGUUUUCCCACAGAAAAUCGUCUUUACGGUCGAAAAAGAAACAAAUGGAACCCUCCCGUACCUUGAUUUGCUGAUUCAACGCGGUGACAACAACGACAUCAAAGUUGAUUGGUACCAGAAACCAACAGCCGCAAAUCGCAUUUUGAAUUUUCAAUCCCAACAUUGA